AUGGCUGUGAAGAGGUCAUCACCGUCACUGCAGGGCAGGGAGAGUGACUCCGAGGAGGAGCUGCCCACAUUCUCCUUUCUGAAGAGGCAGCCACUGAGGCAGGAGAAGGUCACAGUGGUUGUCACCUCAGACUCUGAGGGCUCCUGUCCACCAUCGCCAGAGUCUCUGGGUCUGUCCCCUGGCCCGGUCGCAGCAGAGACGGGGCUGCAAUCAGAGGCAGUCCUGGUGUCCAGCAGUGACAGUGAGGAGGGGGAGGAGCUGAUUCCCUUGGCUGACAGACUCACGUGUAAGUUUGUGACCCGCCAGCAGCUGAGCCCUGAGGACUCGAGUUCAAACGCCUUGAUUCAUCGGAGUCAUGAAGGAGCAUCAUGUGACUGGGGAAACCAGCCCUUCUGGAAGAGCCUGGAUGCUCCCUUCAUUGGCACUUCAGAGAGGAACGCCUCCAGUGACAAGGACCGUCCACGCCAUCAGCCUCCAGCCCACCAGCCCACGCGCCCCACACAGACCAGCAGCUUGAUGGCAACCAAGGCGACUCCUGACAUCCCCUUUCCCCAGAGGACUGCCAGGUGUAGUAAGAAGAUGCAGGGACGGCCGCAGCCGCAGGGACCACGAGUGAGCCGGAAGGAGAGCCCCCCGAGGAGGCAGGAAGGAAGGAAGAAGGCAGUGGCGCCAGUUAGCAGGCCAAAGGUCCUAAGACCAGAGGAAUGCUUGAAGCACAUGCUUGUGGUGCUAGACCCAGAGCUGCUGCAGACGGAAGGCGGGGGCCAGGUGCUCGGCGCGCUGCAGUCCAUGGAGUGCCGCUGUGUGAUCGAGGUGCAGGCCGUGCCCUGCAGUGUCACUUGGAGAAGGGCUGGGACAAGUGAGGAUGGAGAGGACUGGAUGGAGGAGCCAAUGGUGCUGGUGUUGCUGCUGGCAGAGGCGUUUGUGUCCAUGGUCUACAAUGUUAAGCAGGGAAUUCUGGGCAGCACCGAGAAUGCGAAGGAGACACUUCAAGGCUUUGUCACAGACAUUACAGCAAGGAUGGCGGGAAAAGCUCUUUGUCUGGUGAUCCUGGAUCAGGAGAAACAUUUCAGUGCCCAGAAUCCACCGAAGAGAAGGAAACAGGUAGCAGCACGAAAACAGGCCAAGGAGAAGCAACAGCGGACACAGCCAGAAGCCAGCACAGGGCGUGUGGUGUCCCGGGUAGACGUGGAAGAGGCUUUGGUGGAUCUACAGCUACACACCAAUGCCCAGGUUCGGAUUGUGCAGAACUGGAAAGAGCUGGCCGACCUUGCCUGCGCAUUCACAAAGGCUGUGGCUGAGGCACCCUUCAAGAAACUCCGAGAUGAGAGCGGCUUCUCCUUCUGCCUGGAGAGUGACUGGGCAGGAGGGGUGAAGGUGGACCGUUCUGGCAGGGGACUCGCGCUGGUCUGGAGGAGACAGAUUCAGCAACUGAACCGCGUCAGCCUGGAAAUGGCCAGUGCUAUUGUGGACGCCUAUCUCUCCCCACAGCUGCUGCUCCAGGCGUAUCAGCGGUGCUGCUCGGUGCAAGAAUGCCAGAAUUUGCUUGCAGAUAUACAGGUGCGCCGUGGAGAAGGUGUGACAUCCACCUCGCGCCGGGUCGGACCGGAGCUGUCCAGACGGAUCUACCUCCAAAUGACCACCCUGCAGCCAGACCUCUCUCUAGACAGUACCGACUGA
Molecule: messenger RNA, 1680 nt
Organism: Ochotona curzoniae (black-lipped pika)
Lineage: Eukaryota; Metazoa; Chordata; Mammalia; Lagomorpha; Ochotonidae
Gene: EME1
Product: essential meiotic structure-specific endonuclease 1
Exons: 8
Coding region: 1-1680 (559 amino acids)
Biological process (GO): mitotic intra-S DNA damage checkpoint signaling; resolution of meiotic recombination intermediates; replication fork processing
Cellular component (GO): Holliday junction resolvase complex; nucleus
Molecular function (GO): nuclease activity; DNA binding
Source: RefSeq, a predicted model, not a curated record